Molecule: messenger RNA, 3635 nt
Organism: Anopheles gambiae (African malaria mosquito)
Lineage: Eukaryota; Metazoa; Arthropoda; Insecta; Diptera; Culicidae
Product: transcription factor GATA-3
Exons: 9
Coding region: 1117-3381 (754 amino acids)
Biological process (GO): cell fate commitment; negative regulation of transcription by RNA polymerase II; positive regulation of transcription by RNA polymerase II
Molecular function (GO): RNA polymerase II cis-regulatory region sequence-specific DNA binding; DNA-binding transcription factor activity, RNA polymerase II-specific; zinc ion binding
Source: RefSeq, a predicted model, not a curated record
UGCGCUGAGAUAUAACUUUUUCGAAAACCCGAACCCUCUGCUGCCAGCGAGUGCUAAAUUUUAUAUUAUAUUAUAUUAUCACAAUAUUUGAGGCAUCACACUCCGGCGGACAGCAUUGCCGCAGGUCGGUCGCUUCGGGCGCGGCGCACAGUGUUUGGAAAGUGCGUACAAGUGCGGGUGGGCCAGUGGGUCGGAUGGAAGUCAUGCACUUCUCACGUGUGUGGCAAUCGACGAGUCGGAUGAGUGUAUCCUUUUUUGGUGGUAGUGAUGUGACUGUUGUUGAUGUGAUCAAUUGUGAUGUUGGGCAGUGUUUUACAACGUUUGGCAUUAGCUAACUAUGGCAAGCCGGGAUGUUUGUCCGUGGUGCAAUGAUGAGUUGCUUUGUGUGCGGCUGCUGUCUAGAUGUCGCUCGAGCGAUAGAGAGCCGUUACCGGGGCGGCGUUUUAUUCUGCGAUGUGAAUCGAAAUUUAUGGCCAUGUCAUAUAACUCAGUUCUACGAAGCCCGCGUCCCGUCUCCGUCGCUUAACAGCGCGCGCCACGUCGUGUAAGUGUAAGUACAGGAUUGUCGAGGUGUCUGCUCGUUCGCUGGCAAUUGUUGUGCGAUCAUGUGACGAGAUCUGAGGUGCGCUGCUGUCGCAAUGCUGACGUGGAGUAUGCCUUACGCCGCAGAACAACUGCCUCGGUGUACCGGUGGAUGUCUGCGACUCCAAACGACCUGUUCCGAGCAGCGGAGUGUUUUAUCAGGUGGGCCGCUCCCUGUACCGAGGAAGGUGUUCGAUUGAUAGCUCCGCUUCUUACGUACCCUGGCCCGGCACGGCUACCCUUCCCUUAUCAACCGGGUGCUUCCAAUCAAGGCGAUGUGCACACACAAAAUGGAGUAGCUUGUGCCGAGUCAUGGCCGCAGGAACGCUUUGCUUCGGGCACCACGAUGAAAUCCCAUCGAUAACUCUUUACUACAUGCCCACCGCUCCAGUUGGGUGUUGGUGAGGAGGAGGAACAACGAAAAAAAGCAAACGCGGGCACCAUGUACGUACGCGGAGUUUGGGCACACCGGUGAGGCGGCUGCCUAGGGACGGUCAUCCUGGAGACCUGGUUUGAGAGCACGAUUUGCGGGCGAUGGAAGCGACGAACGAGCCCAAGGGAGAGGACCAGACGCCCAGUUCGGAAGUGACGUCCAGCGUGCAUCAGCCAGUUGCUCAUCAGCCGGUAAGCGUGUCACAAGCAUCGCAUACCCUCACCGACGUACCGGUGGAUGGGAUGAUUGUGAACUCGGAACUACACACGGAACGCAGCUCGCCCGGCCAGCAGACGGCGGUGAUCAUCAACCAGCACAAGCAGCGCAUGAUCACGACCACGGGCCAGAUAAGGGAAAUCGCAGAAGGACAGGAACCACCGAACGAGUCAUCGGAUUACGAUGCGGUCGAGUACCAUCACCAAGCGGUACAGUCGGCGGGCGGUGUGGAGCAGCACGGGUAUAGCUACGAGCCGACGCAUACCACCAGCCAGGAGCAUCAGCAGGGUGUGGUGGUAAGCUCGGCCGCUACCGCCGUUCAAGCCUCAAGCGUACAGGUCGUCAAGCGGGAGAUGAUCGAAAAGGAAGCGGCUUUAGCGGCGGCCACAGCAGCAGCCAACAACAAUAACAACAACCCGCCAGAAACUACCAUCAUACCGGUGCAGACGCAAACCAUCUUCGUGGAGUACAAGAACGACGGCGAGGAACCGGUGCGGUACGUGAACCGGUACGAGGACGUCAAGUACCAUCCGCACUCGCGGUACAUCUAUCAGCAGCCGCCCGGCGGACUGCCGCUCUCGUCAACUCUACAUUCCACCGGCUCGGGACAUCCACAUUUGUCGCACCAUCCGCACCAUGCCCACCAUCACCAUCAUCCGCACCACGGCCAUGGGAUGGUGCCGGGACAUCAAACCCAUCACCACGUACACGCACAGUCGGCACAGGUACAUCAGACGAUAGAAGCGGUUUCCCAGCAUCCGUCGAGUGUCGCGGUGGCCACCCAGUCCGGCACGACGAUUCAGGUGCAGGCCCAGCCGCACCAGCAAACCAUACAGGUGUACGAAACGCACGAGCCCGGCUCCGGACCGGGCGGUGAGCAGGUGCAGCAGGUCGCCGAAGGGACGGUCGAUGCGAAGACGCACUACACCAACCUGGAACCGGUGCACACGCUCGCCUCGCCCCAGAACUACUACAUCGCGUCGGACGGGUACGCGACCGGCAACUACACCACGUUUCUGCCCCAGAAAGAGACGAUCUACUACCAUUCGCCGAGCCCGAACCCGGUCCUGUACAAGGGCGAUCCGACGCUUACCUCGUCGUCGAUCAUCACCAAGCAGAUACACUACACGCCGUCGCUGCCGGGCACGCAGAACAUGUACGAAAAUGCGACCGGGCACAGCAGUAGCUCGCCCGGUGCGCAACAGAUCUAUCCGGGCUACUGGAAUGGAGCGGGCGUAGACUACAACACUAACUUUACCGGCACGAUCGUGAUGGACAAUGCGGGCGGCAAUGUGGGGGAGUACGCGACGAACGGGCAGCAUAGCUGGCAGAUCAGCUCGCUGAACGAUGCGUACGAUCCGCAGCUGGCAGCGCCACCGGAACACCGUGAAUGCGUCAACUGUGGCAGCUCCGACACACCGCUCUGGCGGCGGGACAUCGUCGGUCACACGCUGUGCAAUGCGUGCGCCCUGUACACGAGACAGAAUCCGGGCACGAACCGACCGCCCAACCGGUCGCAGAAAGCCAAACAAACUGUGAAAACACCACCCGCCCAAGGAAACCGCCGUUCGGGCGUGACCUGCGCCAACUGUCAAACCACCACGACCACGCUGUGGCGCCGGAACAAUCAGGGCGAUCCGGUGUGCAAUGCGUGCGGGCUGUACUACAAACUGCACAGCGUCAACCGCCCGCUCACGAUGAAGAAGGACGGCAUCCAGACGCGCAAGCGCAAACCAAAAUCUAGUCAACAGAUUCAACCGAUGAACGGGCUUACGACGGGCAAGCUGCUACCUUCGAUGAUACCGUCCCAGUAUCACUCGAUCGCGACCGAACCAAAGCUACUGAACGCGCCUCAGUCCCAUCUGGUGCAGACGUCCCAGCCGAUGGAGCUGCACAACAGCUCGCCGGGGCAGGACCCGCGGUACGUGGACAGCUCACCCGGAGCACCUGGUGGAGGCGGUGGCAGUGGCAGUGGUAGUGGUGGUGGUGGUGGUGGUAACUCGUCCCCGCAUCUUCCGCCCGUUCAGGGUAAUCUAGCACGCCACAUACCAAUAUCUGUACCAGUGUCGAUGGAUAGCAGCCGUGGUGCGAAUGGAGAGAUUACGAGCGUCAUUACCAGUACGGCGGUGGCCGAGCGGUCGGGAAAUUAGGUGUGCAAGGUCAAUGAAAAUCGACCUCUAGUGGAGUUACUUCAGGUGGCAGUCGAAAGAAGUGUCAUGUCCGUGUCGUCGUGUGCCAAAUACAAACUAGAGUUAAGCGAACGCCUAGGAAAUAGCAGUAGAAAGGUAAACACUAGCUACAUUUCAAACGCACUGUACAGACGGUUAGAUAGCGAGCUUGGGGAAGACUGUGUGUGGAAGUAUUCUUAUUAAUAAAGUAAAACAAAACAAAGUCGUACUUAAAA